Cuscuta epithymum is the source of this 8263-nucleotide messenger RNA. NCBI's taxonomy places the organism in Eukaryota, Viridiplantae, Streptophyta, Magnoliopsida, Solanales, Convolvulaceae. The record is from the annotation of a GenBank genome assembly.
GAAACUGGAAGGUCUGAAUUCGAAACCAACAAAUUAGGAGAACAAAAAAAAGCAUGUCUGCAUAUGAACUUAACGUACGGCAAAGCAGCGAAAAAAUUUCCCAAACCCAGAUCUACCCAAGCAGCGGAAGAAGAAGAGAAGAAGAAAAAGAAGAAGAGGAACAGAGGAAGAAGAGAAAGAAGAAAGAAGAAGAUGAGAGGAUAGAACGCAGCUGCCGCGGUGCCGCGGUGCAGCUGCCGCGGUGCCGCGGUGCAGCUGCCGCGGUGCCGCAUCUUCCUUGUUGAACCGCCGCUGCCGUGUCGCCGUAUUUUCACUGCAAGUCUGCAACGCCACUACAGCUCAACUCAUCGGUUAUUUUGUACGGUGCUAGGCCUUGAAGCUGCUCUGCUUAGCUAUGGAUGAAGGAGAGAGAGGGCUUAGCGAGCUUGUUGAGGAGCGAUAAGGUUUGCUUGAGAGGAGGAAAAGGUAAAGUUAGAAAACAGGGGCAAUUCUGGUAACACGGAAAAAUUUGGUCCUAUUUAUGAGUUAAAAACUUAGAGGUCCUAUACGCGUACAUAUGCUUAUUUUUGGUCCUAUUUGGAACCAUUUCUCAAAAGAUAAAGAUCGAAUAUAAUAGAUUUAUGAAAUUGAUAAUAGUUUUAUACCCCGUAGUAAAUAAUAAUAAACUAAUGGUCCUAUUUUUAGUGAGUUUUUAGGGGGAAAUUGCAAUUUUAGUACCUCAAAUAAUAUCGAUGUUGAAAUAUAAUUUAUGUGUACCCAAGUUUGUUAAUGUCAUCCCUAAUUGUCCAAAUUGUUGUAAUGUUGUCCUUUAAGGGAUGAAAUGUACGUACAAAUGUACAAUGUUACGUUGGCGAGGACUACAUUUACACCAAUUCGGGCAAUUGAGCACUUACAUUUACACACUUGGAAACGUGGUGGUACUGGUACUAUUUCAAAUAUUACCCCGUACUAUGUUCUUCUCCCUUGUAGCACCACCAUUUUAUUCUUGCGCCAUUCUAUUCCUGCUGACGGCUUCCUUGUAAAACCUUCCUAGCUCUUUGAUUCACCCUCCGCUGGAUCUCAUCUCGCCAAUCACUUAUCAUGUUUUAUUGGUGGUCAUCACUCUUAGACAAUAAUUUUUUUGAAAGUAGAUGGAGUGAAAGAUCAAAACUGGAACAAGAGACAGAUGAGUCGUAAAGGUAUUUAUAGAAGAGAAUGAGAUAUGGAGGGGUAUCAAGUAUAGUUUAAUGUGGUGUUUGCCAAAAUAUGAAAUGUAAAGAUUGAUUAUUGGGUCAUUCCAUAUAAGAAAGUGUGAAAAUUUAUAUAGGACUUGUGGAGUAAACGACAAUUCUAAUCAAAUCAAAAUGGGACAAAUUACGUACUUUUGAUUAGGUUGCAUGAAUUUAUUGUGUAUAAGAUAUAACUAUGCAUGCCUCUUAAAUAUGAUCACAUGUGAGAUUUAUGUAAAAGAGAAAUAAAUAACAUUAACCACAUAUUCAUUUUUUUAGAUGAAAAUAAUAAUUUUAUGAGGGACGACUAAAUAAAGAAAGUUGAUAAGUUUUGCGGGACAGAGGAAAUAAUAUAUGUAGAGAUACAAAUACAUCACAUUUUGAAAAAGUACAAAAGUAAUGUAAUUACCUUCAAAACAAGGUAGUUUCUAUGGUACCCAUAAGGUACCAUACCUUUGUCCACAUGGACCAAUGAAAAGGUAGCAAUUGAAUUAUUUAAAUCUAAAUUAAAAUUGAUAAAGUGAUGUGGUUCAAUCAAAUGAAUGCUAGGUACGGUACCCCUGUUUUUAGAAAGGUACCGGGGUUGUCACCUCAAAACAAUACAUCUCUUCCCUUUAAACUAUCCAAUCCACCUCCAAUCAUUGAUCACUUGCAUAUAUCCUUGAUUCGGGUUAUGUUUUGGCAUGACAAUUCAACUCAAAAUAAACUAAAAUCUUUUAUAUACAAUGUUUUUUAGUCUUUUUUGAAUAAAGGGUUAAAGUAACUGACUUAAUAAAAUGUUAGCCAACUAAGCAUUUAUUUAGCUACUAUAUAUGAUUCUGAAAUGAUCCAUGCAUACUUUGACGAUGUAAACCUAAACUAAAUCUCACAUCUCCGACUAAAUAUGAUUCUGAAUUGAAAUAAGACAUAUUGUUGGACUAAAAUACCUUCAUGUUGGGAUAUAUUAUCCCGGCCUAUUACUGUUCAGGAGUCCAAGGCUUUACGUAGUACGGAGCCCGAGCAGCUAGGCCCAUUUCGGCCCGUUGGCCCAUUAGGGUGGAGAGCCCCUUCUCCCCUUCUCCUAUAAAUAGGGAGCUUAGCCUCCAUGUAAAGGAUCCGCUCCUUCUUUCUUCUUCUCCCUAGAAUAGUUUUGUAUAACUCCAUUAAUGGAGCUCAAAUUGUAGAAUGUAAUGGUGAGGAGAGUCCUAAUGAGAAUUGAGAGGGCUUGGACAUUAGCCUAAAAAGUCCCGUGGUUUUCUCCCUUUCGGGUUUCCACGUAAAAACUGAGUUGUUCAUACACAUUUAUACAUAUAUUUACUAUAUCGUGUUGGAUUAAACUCAACACUGGCGCCGUCUGUGGGAAUCAGUUCAAAAAGACUAAGCGUGUUCUUCAGCUUCGACAGAAACUUGAGACGAAGAACUGAUUUUCAACUACACAAAGAAAAAAUUAUACGAGAGAUCUGAGUUUUCAGCAAAAGAAGAAAAAUUUCUAGACGGAAGAAGAAUGGACAGAUUUCAACAAGGAAAUGAAGAAAGAUUUCUGGUAAAAUGAUUCCCAGAAGUUCUAGGUCUGAGAAAAGAAAAGUUUUCUGGUGCAGAGCUCUACUGAUUGGGGAAGACAACCGGAUGUGGAUCGGGCUGGGGGACCUGAGACCUGAGGCAACCGGGCUCAAGCUCCCCUGGCUAAAUCGUCAUUCAUGGCGCGACUGAUGAGGGUCGCAGACUCGCGCCUCGCUCCUGUUCGCUGCCAGCAACGCCGCCAGCGGGUAGAUGGAGCUUGGUGAGUUCUUUCCGCCAUCAAUGGCUGUUCUGGAGCUCGGGAUAAUGAUUCAAGCAACAACAACAUCUGCCGACCCGAGGCAGUUCACGAGCGAGGCAUUCCAGCUGGAUUCCAAGAGCAGUUCAUGGGGCUGGGAGACGUUGCGCGGUGGAACAACCAGAGAUGUGGCCCUGUCCUAUCCGCGGACUCAAAUAGUCAAAUGUGUGGAGACUAACUGGCUACGUAGUGGUUUUGUUGACCUGGACAAUUCGUGCAAGAGGGAGGAAGGAAAGACACCGCUCGUAGUUAUUAGCUGCUCGCCUGAAGCCGUUCCCACCAAACGUCCGCAGGAGUGGCCAACUAAUAAAGGGUCAACUUAUUUGAACAAUUUUGACCAAGUCAAAAUUAAUAAGGAUGCCCACAAUUUCAUCGCACUUGGAAUUUCAUUGCACCUGGAUACCACAUGCCGAACGUCUCCAUUAUCUUACAGCUAAGUACCACUUGCUCAUCUUUUUUACCAAUUGAAGUACUUGAAUAAUGGUUUAAACUACUAGUGUUGCUAGUUUUUAUCACCAUUAUUUAUUAGGGAAUAAACUUUCCCGAAAUUAAAUAAUGCAGAGCGAAGCUCUAGUGAUAAUUAGUUCAGCCAACUUUUUAUCAAAUAUUUAAUUGUUGGUGGGUUCGAUUAGCUCACUCUUGAUCGGCUUUGAUUAGUGAUCUAAGCGUCUCCAGAAGGGCGAUGCCCCGACGACGCAUUUUAACUUGAGGGUUGCGUAUUAGUCCGCACGACACCGAGUGCUCGAGCAAUGAUCGUACCCUAGUACCAUCUACGCCAUUAGGCGCGAAGUGGCUAUUGCCAGACGCGGCCUGUGGGGCCCCGAGGGCAGUGCGACCAACUUGGGUCUGAGUUUGAAAACUCACAGACCGAUGAAUAUCUCCAUGAGACGCUCGGCGGGCUGCUAAUUGGCCCCGCCGCGAGCUGCUACGUCCAUUAACCCCGCACGAUGAGCCAGGCCGAGGGUCACGAUGACCCAUAGGCCGGUAAUCGUGGGUGUUAGAAAGAAAACCAUGCAGAUGGUUAUGUGUGUAUACAUAUUGUCAGGUCGUGCGGCCCGUUACCAUGCUUAUUGCGCAGCUGAAGCCGCUCGACGCGCUCGAGUGAAAUGAUUAGAAGACGCUCGGCCCGAGUCUUGAAGACGUGCAGGGCCGGCUAAAGAGGAGACCAUCACGGCUGAGGACCGUGAGGCGAGCAUCUCCACCUAGAGGCCGAGGGCCUAGAGGAGACCACCACGGUUGAGAGCAGUGGGACGAGCAUCUCCACCCCAGAGACCGAUGGCCUAGGAAGAACACCUAGAGGCCGAGGUCUAGAGGCGAAUGCCAUGACAAAGAACCGUGAGACGAUCAUCCAUCAUUCAGGGGUCGAGGGCCUAGAGGAGACCAUCACGGCCGAGGGCCGUGAGACCAUCCUUACAUCAGGUCGGCCUCCCAUUGCCGACACUAUGAUAUCACGACCGGCCUCUCGGCACGGCGUGUGUUCCAUACUUGAAGACCGGCCUCGUCCCCGCUCCUCGCGGACGAGAGCCGUUGCUUGAUUCUUCCCGGUCGGCCUCUCAUUGCCGACACCAUUAUACCACGACCGGCCUCUCGGCUCGGCGUGCUUAUCUUUUGAAGACCGGCCCCGUCCCCGCCCUCGCGGACGAGGACCGUUGCUUGAUUUUCUCAGGUCGGCCUCUCAUUGCCGACACCAUUAUACCACGACCGGCCUCUCGGCUCGGUGUGCUUAUCUUUUGAAGACCGGCCUCGUCCCCGCUCCUCGCGGAUGAGAGCCGUUGCUUGAUUCUUCCCGGUCGGCCUCUCAUUGCCGACACCAUUAUACCACGACCGGCCUCUCGGCUCGGCGUGCUUAUCUUUUGAAGACCGGCCUCGUCCCCGCCCUCGCGGACGAGGACCGUUGCUUGAUUUUCUCAGAUCGGCCUCUCAUUGCCGACACUGUCACAUCAUGUUCGGCCUCUCAUCGCCGACAUCAUCAUACCACGACCGGCCUCUCGGCUCGGCGUGCUUAUCUUUUGAAGACCGGCCUCAUCCCCGCCACCUCGCGGACGAGGACCGUUGUUUGAUUCUCUCAGGUCGGCCUCUCGUUGCCGACACUAUCAUGUUAUGUUCGGCCUCUCGGCACGACAUAUUUAUCUUUUGAAGACCGGUUUCAUCCUCGCGCUGCGUGGAUGAGAGCCGUUGCUCGGAUAUAUCGGUCUGAUUGGACACUAUUGUCAUCUCCUUAUCAGGACCGACCGCUCAGCGACAUUAUGAUCAUUGUAUAUCGGCUCCCAACGCCGACCUUCUUGAGUUAGCAAUCGGGCUCACUCCUCCCCUCCAGGAGGGUGACCAUCGCCUUCGCGUGACGACCAGCAUUUCCAUCGCCUCGUCAUUCUAUUCAUUUUGAUAUCCCACCACCAUUAUGUGUGACAUCACUUGUGGUCAUUCUUAGAACCGACGAACGUAUUUUCCUCCCUCAAAAAAAAAAAAAAAAGAGAAGAAAAGAUGGGGAGAAGGGGAGAGAGAAGCUCCUAUGAGAGAGGGAGUCUUGACGAGGUAUGCCUGAUCUUCCUUCGCCGCGUAUGACGAACGUCUCCCGACGCGGAGGUUAGUAGAACGUGGGGGAGGCUAGACGUACCAAAGGGAACCUCGGCAGGAUAGACUAGUUCCUCCCAUUUCCCGUGGAUCGAUGAACACCUUCUGCCAAAGCAGAAGGCUAGUAGGGCCACGAGCAUGGGACGACGAAGCAGGGAAUCCCGACGUGGAUAAACCAGUGACCUCCUUGCGAUCGUUGGAUGACCGAACGUCUUCUUCGAAGUAAGAAGAUUAGUAGGACCACGACAGGGACGAACGAAGAAUAGGGAAUCCCGACGUGGAUAAACCUGUUCCUCCUUGCGAUCGUUGGAUGACUGAACGUCUUCUUCGAAGUAAGAAGAUUAGUAGGACCACGACAGGGACGAACGAAGAAUAGGGAAUCCCGACGUGGAUAAACCUGUUUCUUCUCAUAGUUGGGAUGACGAACGUCUCCUGCGAAACCAGGAGACCAGUACUCACGAAACUUGGGAAGAACAAAGACCGAGUUCUUUACCGGAGUCUGUGCGUGCCGAGUGUACACUGCUUAGCGGUCCGUACAUAGGACCACGGAUACGGUAGACGAACGAAGACCAGCUCCAUGGAUCAGACACGAUGAACCAGUUCUUUACCGGAGUCUGUGCGUGCCGAGUGUACACUGCUUAGCGGUCCGUACAUAGGACCACGGAUACGGUAGACGAACGAAGACCAGCUCCAUGGAUCAGACACGAUGGACCAGUUCUUUACCGGAGUCUGUGCGUGCCGAGUGUACACUGCUUAGCGGUCCGUACAUAGGACCACGGAUACGGUAGACGAACGAAGACUAGCUCCUCAGGUCAGAUAGGAGGGACAUCACCCAGAUUUAUUUCAGGCUCGCCAUUCCUUCCCGGAUGGAGUCCUGGCAGACGAUCGGCUUCUCACAGCCAAUCAGGAGAGAGACUUGACACAUCACCAGCACGGCCGAGGGCCGUGAGACGAUUAUCACUCACCGACAGGCCGAGGGCCAUGAGAUGAUCAUCACCAUUUUUAUGCAGCACGAUCGGCCUCUCAGCGCCAUCGUGUCCUGAUUCACGGUUCGGAUCGCCCAUUCCCUCCAGGAUGGCGACGACCGUCUUAUGCAGUACGAUCGGCCUCUCAGCGCCAUCGUACCCAGCUCACGUUCGGCUCGUCCAUCCCUCUAGGAUGGCGACGACCGUCUUAUGCAGUACGAUCGGCCCCUCAGCGCCAUCGUACCCAGCUCACGUUCAGCUCGUCCAUCCCUCCAGGGUGGCGACGAACGUCUUAUGCAUCACGAUCGGCCCCUCAGCGCCAUCGUGUCCAGGUUCACGGUUCGGCUCGUCCAUCCCUUCCAGGGUGGCGACGAACGUCUUAUGCAUCACGAUCGGCCCCUCAGCGCCAUCGUGUCCUGAUUCGCGGUUCGGAUCGCCCAUUCCCUCCAGGAUGGCGACGACCGUCUUAUGCAGUACGAUCGGCCCCUCAGCGCCAUCGUACCCAGUUCACGGUUCAGAUCGCCCAUUCCCUCUAGGAUGGCGACGACCGUCUUAUGCAGUACGGUCGGCCUCUCAGCGCCAUCGUACCCAGCUCACGUUCGGCUCGUCCAUCCCUUCCAGGGUGGCGACGAACGUCUUAUGCAUCACGAUCGGCCCCUCAGCGCCAUCGUGUCCUGAUUCACGGUUCGGAUCGCCCAUUCCCUCCAGGAUGGCGACGACCGUCUUAUGCAGUACGAUCGGCCCCUCAGCGCCAUCGUACCCAGCUCACGUUCAGCUCGUCCAUCCCCCCAGGGUGGCGACGAACGUCUUAUGCAUCACAAUCGGCCCCGCCGUGCCAUUGUGUCGGGUUCAUCUCCGGAUUGCCCAUCCCUUCUAGGAUGGCGACGACCAUCUUAUGCAGCAUGUCUGCCUCUCGGCGCUGACAUGCCCGGGUUAUCGAUGAGAGCCUCCGCUUUCUAUCACAUCUCACAUUCCUUCUCUCAUACAUUGCACCCAUUACAUUACAUGCAUUCAUGCAUUCAUGCAUCAUACCUCAUACAUUCAUACAUACACACGUGCAUCAUGUUUUGGCAGUACCGCGACGUCGGUUUAUAGAUGCAUGGACUUCUAAGCUUCUCCGAUUGGAAAGCUCGAGUCAGAGUGCUUUACUCCCGCCUGAUGCAUUUAGGCGGAGUGUGCCCGUGGAGGAGCACCCUUCGCCCGACCCUGUCGGGAAGGGGGGUGCCUCACUGGUAGAUUACGUUCAGGAGUGCAGACACUCACUCAUAUAUGAUGAUUAUGUGAAGACACAGUUUCCAGCAAGACAGAGGAAGGGCGCAGGCAGAGUAUAUUUUCUCGAGCAGAUUCGCGAGCUCACUACUCAAGAAACUGGGGGACUUGUGUUGGGAUAUAUUAUCCCGGCCUAUUACUGUUCAGGAGUCCAAGGCUUUACGUAGUACGGAGCCCGAGCAGCUAGGCCCAUUUCGGCCCGUUGGCCCAUUAGGGUGGAGAGCCCCUUCUCCCCUUCUCCUAUAAAUAGGGAGCUUAGCCUCCAUGUAAAGGAUCCGCUCCUUCUUUCUUCUUCUCCCUAGAAUAGUUUUGUAUAACUCCAUUAAUGGAGCUCAAAUUGUAGAAUGUAAUGGUGAGGAGAGUCCUAAUGAGAAUUGAGAGGGCUUGGACAUUAGCCUAAAAAGUCCCGUGGUUUUCUCCCUUUCGGGUUUCCACGUAAAAACUGAGUUGUUCAU